UGUAUUUUGCUUCUCGAAGCUAUAGUUGCCCUCGUUGCGCGUACACAUCUGUCUCGUUUUUAUAAUUGUAGUCCAAUUGUAUUUAUUUCAAUACCAGAAGUCGGGACACUGCGACAUCCCGAGACUCGCACUCACCACACCAAGUCUCGUACCACCUGACGCCUAGUGAACAUGGUGACAACAAGAAGCGAUGGCGUACGGCAACGCAAGGCGAAGGCCAGCGCCGCCACGAACCCUGAGCCGCCACAAGUCGAGGAGGUAGACACGUCCGAAGCCGAAGAGAUCGAGCGUGAGCGGGAAGAGGCCGAGUCCGAGAGACUCCGGAAAAAGAACCGAUCCCCCAAACAGAAACUCGAGGAAGAAGACGAGGAAUAUACCCCAUGGGUCGAUAUCCUCCGGGUCAUAUCCUUCUUGAUAUUCGCCUCGUUUGCGCUCAGUUACCUGAUCUCAGGCGGCGAGACUUUCACGUGGGGGAUGAAGCACCCGCCCAAGUAUCUAAAGGCGAACUGGUGGAAAGCAAAGCUGCGCGGUCCUAUCUACCUUACCCCAGCCGAAUUAGCAACCUAUGACGGCACCGACGAGACAAAACCUCUCUACCUUGCCAUUAACGGCACCAUCUUCGACGUGUCCUCGAAUCGACGCACGUAUGGGCCAGAUGGCUCGUACCGAUACUUCACUGGCGUGGACGCAGCCCGGAGCUAUGUGACGGGAUGCUUCGCCGAGGACCGGACAGCAGACAUGCGUGGAGUUGAGGAGAUGUACCUACCCCUCGACGACCCUGAGGUCGACUCGCACUGGAGUCCUGCAGAACUAGCGGCUCUAAAGGAGAAAGAGCGCGCGGAUGCGCUGAAGCGUGUCCACGAGGGCUUGCUACAUUGGGUGAAUUUCUUCGAGAAUAACGCUAAGUAUCCCAAGGUUGGAUACCUCAAACGGCCCAAGAAUUGGCUGGAUAGCGAGCCCAGGCGGACGCUGUGUAAGUCCGCCGCCAGAGGCAGAACAAAGAGGACCAUACCCUCAGCAUAGAACGACCUGUGUCGGGAUUAUUCCAUAUACAAGAUCAAUUAGAUCAAAUCUCCAACUUCUCAAUGUUCCAGAAGGCGUGCGGACAUACAGGUAAUUAGAAUCAGUCUACUAUUCAUAUAAAUUUGCAUAGAAAGUGAAUGUAAUUUCUAAUCAGUUUUCUCCAGUUGCUAAACCGCAUCUGAUUUUCCUUCACACAGCUACUUGAACAGUCAUCUGUACCAUGGCAUAGCUAUUCAACAAAGUCAAGUAACAAUUCGUCUCAUGCAUCCACGCUUUUUGGCAAAGGUAAACAUUUUCAAGUCAAUGGGUAUAUUAUGUAUAACAGCGAAAUCAGGAGAGGCCCAGUUCGCAAAUAUCUAAAACGUUCCAUAUAGCGCUUUUUCUGCCAACCCAGCAAUUAGACCAAACUCAUCUAAAUGAUUGGCCCUCAA
Molecule: messenger RNA, 1454 nt
Organism: Xylaria bambusicola
Lineage: Eukaryota; Fungi; Ascomycota; Sordariomycetes; Xylariales; Xylariaceae
Product: putative heme binding protein
Exons: 2
Coding region: 172-1023 (283 amino acids)
Cellular component (GO): endomembrane system; membrane
Source: RefSeq, a predicted model, not a curated record